Saprolegnia diclina VS20 is the source of this 2189-nucleotide messenger RNA. RefSeq lists its product as hypothetical. Gene Ontology annotation, cellular component: membrane. Gene Ontology annotation, biological process: proteolysis; cell surface receptor signaling pathway. The record is from RefSeq and is a predicted model, not a curated record. The transcript is spliced from 2 exons. Gene Ontology annotation, molecular function: transmembrane signaling receptor activity; aspartic-type endopeptidase activity. NCBI's taxonomy places the organism in Eukaryota, Oomycota, Saprolegniomycetes, Saprolegniales, Saprolegniaceae. Bases 36 to 2114 code for a protein of 692 amino acids.
CCGCGUCCCAACCGGCAGAGUCCGCAUCAUUGAGCAUGGUGACCCUGAGCCGCGUGGUCGUACUCGCGGGCCUGCUCGCCGUCGCCGCUGCCGAGGGCCUCCUCCGCAUCCCGCUCCAGCGCAAGCCCAAGGCGCCGUCGGCCGCACCCGUCGGUCUGAACCCGUCGGACCUCCUCUCGGCGAGCGCGGUCUUGGCCGCUGGCUACGUCCCGCUGACCAACUAUGUCGAGUUUCAGUUUUACGGCGAGAUUAGCAUUGGCACGCCGCCGCAGAAGCUCCAAGUGUGCUUUGACACGGGCAGCUCCGACCUCUGGGUGCCGGCGAACGAGUGCGACCACUGCGCGGGUACGCACCGCUAUGCGCGCAACGAGUCGUCGACAUUUGAGCUCGCGGCCGACCCGAACUUUACGGUCGCGUACGGCAGCGGCGGUGCGCGUGGCAUUGCCGGCACUGAGACGAUCUCCAUCGGUGGGUUCUCGGCGUCUGAGGUGCCCUUUGGCGUCGUCCAACACGAGCAAGCGUCGCUCUCCAACAUGAAGGCCGACGGUCUCCUCGGGCUCGCAUUCGACGGCCUCGCAACGAUUAGCCAUCCGCCCGCGUUCAUGCUGCUCGUGCUCCAGAACGCCAACCUCGCGCCGCAGUUUUCUUUCUACUUGACGCCCGAGCCCAAUCAAGAGGGCUCAAUGCUGCUUUUGGGCGGCGGCGACCCGAGCUGGCUCGACGGCGCCUCGUACAUGACCUUCGACGUCGUGCCGCAGUACGGCUACUGGACGUUCUGGCGCGUCCAAGUCCACAGUCUUCUCAUCGGCAACCGGCUCAACGCGUGCGAUGCCGGCUGCAUCGCCUUUAUCGACACGGGCACGUCGCUCCUCGGCGUGCCUGCGCCGCUCUACGCCGGCGUUCUCGACGCGAUCGCGCAGUAUGCGACCCGCGCCGGCUGCUACUGCAUGCUUACGGCGUACGGAUACCAGUGCUACAUGUGCUCGGCCUCGAAUUUCCCGCCCUUGCGCAUCGGCUUUGGCGGCAGCGGGUACUUUGUCUUGACGGGCGAAGACUAUGCGCUGUGCAUGGGGGCGACGUGCCUCAUUCUACUGCAGCCGUCCGGCCAAGACAUGUGGACGAUCGGCGACGUGUUUCUCAAAAAGUUCAAGUCGCUCUACGACGUGCGCAAGCGAACCGUGGCGUUUCUGUGCCCGGACGACUCGCCCGAGAUUUGCGGCCCGGAGCGCGACGACGUGACGCCAAGAGCGUUCCUCGACAAUAUGAGUCUCAGUGCCAUGGACGCGCACACCAUCCUCAUCCUCUUUGUCACGGGGUGCUCGAUCCUCGGCAGCGUCUUCAUCGUGCUCACGUAUUUCAUGUACCCGAUGCUCCAAUCGAAGCGCGUCCUCGUGCUUCUCUACUACCUCAGCCUCUGCCAUCUCGUGUACAAUGGCACGCUCUGGGUCAGCGCGCUCUUUCAGUACUCAAGUGGCUCGGCCGGGUGUAGUCUGCAGCUCGUGCUUCAGCAGUUUGCCGGCGUCGGCACGCUUCUUCUCUCGGCCGUCAUUAGCAUUGAGCUCCUCCGCGCAGUCCGUGGCUGGCAGAGCCACACGAAGGACUACUCGGCCGUCUACCACUCGGUCAUUUGGGUCAUCUGCACGCUCUGUGGCUGCGUGACCAUCUGGACGGGCGUCCUCGGCUAUGUGCCCGACGCGUACGGCCCGAGUCGGGCGUGCUGGGCCGAGCAUACGCCAGCGUGGGGCCGCGUGACGUUCUUCUACGUACCGGUCGUGUGCACGCUGCUACUGUCGCUCUAUGCCGUGUUCGCCGCCUUGCACCGGCUCCAGAGCACCAACUUGAUCCAAACCGAGUCGGGUCGCCGGAGUUCGCGGCUUCUUGUGUCGUAUGUGAGCGUGCUCGCCAUCUCACUCGUCGUGCCGACCGUCGUCGGCGUUCUCUCGCUCUACAUGACGAUUCCCGAGAGUCUCUCAUUUGUGAGCGAGCUCUGCUUCUACUCGCAAGGGCUCCUCCACGGCUUUGUGUGGGCGUGCAGCCCGUCGUUCCAGCAAGCGUAUGCCCAGCGCUACUACAUGAUGGGCGACGAAGAGGUCGCUUGCUUGGUGACCGAGUAAGCGACCAAGUGUCGCUGUUGUCCAUACGAAAACGCUGCUACGCUAAUAGAAGUCGUCUCCUAAUUGCUCGUGGUC